Molecule: messenger RNA, 3864 nt
Organism: Plodia interpunctella (Indianmeal moth)
Lineage: Eukaryota; Metazoa; Arthropoda; Insecta; Lepidoptera; Pyralidae
Gene: Pdk
Product: Pyruvate dehydrogenase kinase
Exons: 9
Coding region: 178-1434 (418 amino acids)
Biological process (GO): regulation of glucose metabolic process; protein phosphorylation
Cellular component (GO): mitochondrion
Molecular function (GO): pyruvate dehydrogenase (acetyl-transferring) kinase activity
Source: RefSeq, a predicted model, not a curated record
CAGUUAAAAAUCGCGUAUUGUCGGAGUAACUCGUGCCGGCUUUAAAGUAUUUUUUUCCCACAGAAAUCAUUGUAAACAUGUGUCUGUGCAUUUCCUAUUGUCUGUGAAUAAACUGCGCCGUAUGCUAUUAUAGUUACUGGAUUAUUUGCUAAUUGAGUUUGUGAUAAAUCCAUCAAAAUGAGAUUAGCAGGUGCCAUUUUCACCAAUGUUACGAAAAUGCUAGAUUUUUACUCGCAAUUUAAUCCAUCGCCGUUGUCAAUAAAGCAGUUUAUAGAUUUCGGACUAAAUGCGUGCGAGAGGAAAUCCUUCCUUUUCCUAAGGAAGGAGCUGCCAGUGAGAUUAGCGAACAUAAUGAAAGAGAUAGCGCUACUGCCGGAGAACCUACUUCAAAUGCCAUCUGUCGGCAUGGUAAACCAAUGGUACGAGAGGUCCUUUGAAGAGAUCAUACAGUUUGAGAAGAUGGAGCCAGAACCGCCGGUUUUGAGCACUUUCUGCGAACGCCUGGUCCACAUUCGCAACCGACACGCUGACGUGGUCCAGACCAUGGCCCAAGGAGUCCUGGAGCUGAAGGAGUCGCACGAAGUGGACACCGGCACCGAGAACUCCAUACAGUACUUCCUGGACAGAUUCUAUAUGAGCCGGAUAUCUAUUCGGAUGCUUAUCAACCAACACACGCUUCUCUUCGGCGAGCAGAUAGGCGGUAAACAGGCCUCGGUCAACGGCAUGGGCGCCGGCGGCCGACACAUCGGGUCCAUCGACCCCGCGUGCGACGUCGUCGGUGUCGUCAAGGACGCUUACGAGAACGCGAGGUUCCUCUGUGACAGAUAUUAUUUGGCCGCGCCGGAGCUUGAGGUUUUACAAAGAGGAGUGCCCAGUGAUCGUCCCAUGCCCGUCGUUUACGUCCCCUCACAUCUCUACCACAUGCUGUUUGAACUAUUCAAGAAUGCUAUGAGAGCUGUCAUGGAGAACCACGAGGGAAGCCCCCCGCCCAUACAAGUUAAUAUUGUUAACGGGAAAGAGGAUAUUUCGCUGAAGAUGUCGGACCGCGGCGGCGGAAUCCCGCGCAGCGUCUCCGAUCUAUUGUUCAAGUACAUGUACAGUACUGCCCCACAGCCCUCCAAGAGUGAUUCUCAUACUGUGCCUUUGGCUGGCUACGGCUACGGGCUGCCGCUGUCGCGGCUGUACGCGCGCUACUUCCACGGCGACCUCGCGCUCAUGUCCUGCGAGGGCUACGGCACUGACGCCGUCAUCUAUCUCAAGGCGCUCUCAAACGAGGCCAACGAGUUUCUGCCCAUCUUCAACAAGACAUCGACUAAAUUCUACCGACCGACGCAGCAGUUGGCCGACUGGUCGGGGCCCGUGAACACUCCGGCGCACAACAAGAACAGAGAGAAGGUGUCGCCACUGUCUUCGCCGUUGUUUCGCAGCCUAUAGUCCGAGAAACCGGAGUGAGUUAUUUAAUAUAUAAAUCCCGUUUAUUCAUUAAAAACAUCAGAGAAUGGACGAGUCAGUCGAACAAUUAAAUUUUAUCUUACCGAGUAUCUCUCUCGGUAAGUAAUAAAAUUUAAGGAGCUGACUGUUGACACAUAAAGAAGAAAAAUAUGUUUUGUCUCUUAAUUUAAUGUCAUAUAUUUAAUGAUAUACGCGAAGAGCAAAAACAUUAUUUUUACAAAACAUUAUUACUAUUUUAAACAAUUUUUUUUUGGCUAAAAAUUAAGAAAAUCAUGUUUUUAGGGAAUAAAAAAAACAUUGAUAUUAUGUUUUUAUGAAUAAAACGGAAUAACUAUGGUAAAUACUCACUCCAAGAAAUUGUUAGCUGCCAACAACAUUUUUUUUUUUUAAUUCUGUGUUUGAAUUUUUGAUUGUUGAAAUGUUCUUAUGUUUGACUUAUAUUUUUAAUAAUAGUCCUAAUUAUUUUAUUUUUCAUUGGAUUCUUAGUGGCCAGAGAAUUCACUGUAACCAGUAUGUAUAGACAUGACAAUUUAUUAUUUUUCAACAUUCGUCACAAUAUAAAAGAUCCAAUCUUUUUUUAUUAUUAUUUAAUAUAUCCGUGGCCUUGAAGUUUUCAAGUAUCAUACACAUUAGUUACUAGCUACUUAAAAACUUAUUAAGAAUAAUAAACUAUUUAGACUUAACUAGCGCAGUCUGGUGGCAGAAAAUGACCCUAAAACCACAUCUCAAAUUGGAAAAUAUCCAGGUUUUGUUUAAAAGUACAUUAUGACGUAGUGUUUAUGGUCUAAAAUACGAAUGUCGAGGUUGCUUCGUCCCAAUCUACACAGUAAAUAUAGUUGACCUUUUUACUCGAGAAAAUGCAACGUCAAGUGUGAAAGAGAAAGAACUAGAUUAGGAAAAUGCGAUGGCAAUAUUUAAGUACAAUCUUUAUACUCAUAAAUUAAUAUAUGAAAUGUGUUGUUUAUAUGGAAUAUUGUCAUCCGACUGUGUGAUGGGAAAAUUUGAAUUUUUUUUUUGUUUUAUAAAAUUUUUUGUGUUUAUGUAUUCUGUUUUUAAAAUGUGAACUAAAUUGCGAGAAAUUUUCAAUUUCCGCUUUAACGUUCACAACGAGAAUAUGUAGCUGUCACUCUCCCUCCCCUCAUACGUGGUUCGUAUGGAGUGGAAGCGAGAAGCCCUGUAAGGGUUUAAAUUUUAAGUUUUCUUUUUGUAUAGUUUUCGAAUGUGAUAUGUUUAGGUGUAAAUGUGUAGAGCCAAAAUUUGACUGAUUUUUUUGGAGAUAUAAGAUCACAUAGUUUUUAAUAAGAAACAGUAAGAGUACAGGUUUUCAUCGAGAAAAAUAAAAAAAAUGAAAACGAAAAAAAUUUUUUUCUUACAAAAAAAUUUACAUUAUGUCUCGACAAUUUAUUCAAAUAUGGAUAAAUAUAAUUUGAAUUAUAUGAAAAAAAAAAACUAUGUGACUCUUAGGUAAAGAUUUGAAAGUUACUCUAGUUUUGUUUAACUAAAAAUAUAAUUUGAACGCAGUAUGACUGUGUAUGAACUGUAUACUUAAAAAAAAAUCAGUAAUGAUUAAAAACGGAUUUAUUUCGAAACCGGAUUGUUAUUUGGUAUGUUGUGAAUGAAAACGAAAGUUUGACAAAUUUUUACACUUGCAACAUAUAAUAAAGUAUCAUAUGAAGUUGCCAUAUCAAAUAUUUUCUUAAGGAUAAUUACUUUUUUGUACAACAAUUUUAUAUUUUUUUUUCACUAAAAUCAUGGUUCUUUUUGUUGUUGAAUUUAUGUAAUUCCAUUUAUGAGCUUACUGGUGUUAAAUAUGUAUACAGAUUAUUACUGUGAAUUUAAAAUGUUGUAAUGAUUCGCAUUCUUACUUGGUAAGUAUGACUUCAUUAAUAAUAUCAUAGAAUAUUUUUCACACCAUGAAAACAAUACCUACGUCAUUUUGUUUAUUAAAUUUUAUCAAUUAUUGUCUCACCACUGUUUAAUAAAGUGUCAUAUUGAAAUCCACUAAAUAAAUCUGCCUGAUGUCGGCCAGUUAGCCUUAUCAAACACUUUUGAAACAUAACUUUUAUCGCUUGAAGUAGAAAACUGAUUUUAAUCUACAAUUUUUUGUAAUUGCAAUACUAUAGUAUGGUCAAGAUUGGUUGAUAAACAACCAUGGUUGCCAGCCAAGCGUACCACUGACGACCAAGUGAGAAUUCGAAUCCCAUUGUAAUAAAGUAGAAAAGUACAAGGAUGUAUGUUGUGUAAUGUAAAAUGUAUCUAGUUCUGUUGUAUGAAUCUUCAAUGAUAUAUCACCUGCAUUUUAAAUUUGUCUAUGACUAAGUAUGAUUCCAAAUUGUUGAUAAUUUAUGUUUAGAGUAUAAAUGUAGAGGAAAAUAUUUAAUUUUUACAAGUGAAAUAAAUAAUGAACACCUA